CGAAGUGUCAACGCCGAUGCGUCCCGGGGAGAGGAGCCGCCAAGCUGCGGUUCCGCGCGACGGGGGCGGGCCAAGGCUAUCCCAGUGCGCAGGGGGUCGGCACGCACGGGCAAAGAGUCUCCGCUGAGGAAGGGGUGGCAAGCAGCCCCACGGCGCCCGGCGGUGCCGGGUUCCCGGAGACAGGGUGCGGGGAGCACUCUGCUGGGGACGCCCGAACCCUCCUUCGGGGCCGGGGCCGGGGCGGUGCCGAGCCGUGCCCAGCCGCGGCGUGCGGUAAUCCCAUCUCAAGGCCGGACACAGCCUUCUCUCCCUUCCCCUCCCUCCCGCCCCGUCCCUGCUCGGCGCCGGUGCGAGCCCCAGCGCCUCUCCGCUCGGUUCCGCUCGCCUCUCUCCGACCUGCGCCCCGCACCCUGCUCCUGCCCAGAGGGGACGCGCGGAGGCGGCGGCGAACCCUGUCCGCGGGCACCGGCCCCCCUCCCCGUGCGCGGGUGGCGGCGGGGGACCGCGGCGCGGAUGGAGGUGCCGGGCCGCUGCCACCAUCGCAGCCGCCGCUUCGUCGCGCUCCUGCUCCGGCUCCUGCUCCUGUCGUCGUGCAGUGGCUGUGCGGCGGCUCCGCGGAGGAGUAUCCCCCGCCGACAAGAUAGGCUCGGGCCUCCUCUUGAUAUACUGCUGGAUUCACUGAACUGCACAGCGUUCAGUGUACAAUGGAGGAUGCCAAAGCAGCAUGCAAGCACCAUCACGGGAUACACGGUCUUUUACUCAGAGAUUGAAGAUGACAAGGCAGUUAAACAACUCUCACAUGAUGUUCCCCUGAGUUUGGAUAUGCUCAGCAUGGGUCACCUUGAAGGACAAGCAAUUUUUGAAGUUGUUAUCGGUGAUCUAAAGCCAGGCACUCCACACCGCGUGAGCGUUGGAGCAUACGGUUGGGCCGGGAAAGGACGACCCAGCAUGCCCAGAGAUGUGACAACCUUAUCCCAAGAUAAGUGCAUGCCCCCUGCACCACCUUAUCAGCCCCAGAUCGUCGUGGUUUCUGAUUCAGAAGUUGCAUUGUCCUGGAAGCCUGGAGUGAGUGAAGGAAGUUCUCCCAUUCAGUACUAUACAGUGGAGUUUAUCAGGCCAGACCUUGACAGCAAUUGGACAGUGAUAAGAGAGCAGAUACAGAUGGAGUCCAUGGUUCUCAAAGGACUUCUCCCAAACACCAAGUACCAGUUUGCUGUCCGAGCAGCAAACUUCUAUGGACCCAGCCCUGCCAGUGCUCCAAGUGACAUAAUCCGAACGUUCAGCUUGGAGGAGUUAGGAAGUGGAAGCUAUGGGCAUCGGUAUAUCACAGACACGGUGACUGGUGAUGAUGAUGAAUUUGAUAUUGAUGACUCAGACUACGACAUUUACAUAGAAGAGCUCAGACCACUCCCUGCUAUCAAAGGAGGCAACAGAAAAUUUCUGGUUGAAACUAAAGUCACACCACAUUCUAGUUUCAGGCUCCUGUCACGAGUCCUUACAACCACUUCUGAACCCACUACUUACUCUGCCACCACAAUGAGGCCCUCAACCACAGCAAGGGCAAGCACCACUCAGGCAGUGAGGAGGGGUGGCAUGUCUUCUGCCGCACGCCUCUUUGAUUUCUCCUGCGAAGAGGCUGUCUGUUCUGCAGACAGUUUUUGCAUCAAUGACUAUGAUCGGGGUGGCUCGCGCUGCCACUGCAACCUGGGAAAAGGAGGAGAGACGUGUGCAGAAGAUGUUAUUAUCCAGUAUCCUCAGUUCUCUGGCUACUCAUACAUCACCUUUGAACCACUGAAAAACUCCUAUCAGACAUUUCAGAUUACUAUUGAAUUCAGGGCUGAAUCAGAAGAUGGUUUGCUGCUAUACUGUGGAGAAAAUGAACAUGGUCGUGGUGAUUUUAUGUCACUGGCUAUCAUCCGACGUAGCCUCCAGUUCAGGUUCAACUGUGGCACUGGAGUUGCAGUCAUCAUCAGUGAAAACAAAGUCAAGCUGGGGAACUGGCACAGUGUCACGUUGUUCAGAGAUGGGAUGAGUGGCUGGCUCAGGAUGGAUAAUGAUGCUCCAGUGACAGGAAAAUCUCAGGGCCAAUAUAGUAAAAUUACGUUCCGGACUCCCUUCUACGUUGGCGGUGCCCCCAGCGUGUACUGGUUGGUCAGAGCUACAGGCACCAACCGUGGGUUUCAGGGCUGCGUCCAGUCACUCAGCGCCAAUGGGAAGAUGAUUGAUAUGAGACCCUGGCCAUUAGGGAAAGCUCUCAGUGGUGCUGAUGUUGGUGAGUGUAGCAGUGGUAUCUGUGACGAGGCUUCCUGCAUCAACAGUGGUGCCUGUACUGUGAUCAAAGCAGAUUCAUACAUUUGCCUUUGCCCUCUUGGAUUUAAAGGUCAUCAUUGUGAAGAAGCACUCACCUUGGCCAUACCUCAGUUCAACGAGUCCUUAAGAUCUUUUGCUAGCACACCCUGGCCCUUGGAACCACAGAAUUACCUUUCCUUCAUGGAGUUUGAGAUGACAUUUCGCCCAGAUUUAGAGACUGGUGUCCUUUUGUACAGCUACGACACAGACAGCAAGGACUUCCUCUCCGUUAACAUGGUGGCUGGUUACGUGGAGUUCAGAUUUGACUGUGGCUCAGGGAUGGCUGUUAUCAGGAGUGAAGAACCUGUCAGCCUGAGUCAAUGGCAUGAGUUGCGAGUGUCUCGCACAGCAAAGAAUGGUAUCCUACAAGUGGACACGCAAAAGCCAGUGGAAGGAAUGGCAGAGGGGGCUUUCACACAGAUAAAGUGCAGCUCUGACAUAUUCAUUGGUGGAGUACCUAGUUAUGAUGCUGUGAAGAAGAAUUCUGGGAUCCUCAGGCCAUUCAGUGGAAGCAUCCAGAAGAUAAUCUUGAAUGACCGGACAAUUGACCUGAAACGGGAUUUCACUUUUGGAGUCAACCUAGCAAAUGCUGCCCACCCCUGUGUGAGCUCACCGUGUGCAAAUGGAGGCACCUGCAUUCCCAAAAAGGACAGCUAUGAAUGUGACUGUCCCCUGGGCUUCGAUGGGCAACAUUGCCAAAAAGCUAUUACAGAAGCAAUUGAAAUACCACAAUUUAUUGGUCGCAGUUACCUCACAUAUGAUAAUCCAGAUAUCCUGAAAAGAGUAUCAGGAUCAAGAACAAACGUGUUCAUGAGAUUUAAAACCACAAUGAAGGAAGGUCUUUUGCUGUGGAGGGGAGACAGUCCCAUGCGACAGAACAGUGAUUUCAUUUCUCUAGGCCUUCAAGGAGGAGCAUUAAUAUUCAGUUACAAUUUGGGCAGUGGCAUUGCUUCCAUCAUGGUGAAUGGCUCUUUCGGCGACGGCCGGUGGCACAGAGUCAAGGCUGUUCGGGAUGGACAAUCUGGCAAAGUAACUGUGGAUGAUUAUGGUGCCAGGACUGGUAAAUCCCCUGGGAAGAUGAGGCAGUUAAACAUCAAUGGAGAUCUCUAUGUAGGUGGCAUGAAGGAGAUAGCCCUGCACACGAACAGGCAGUACCUGAGGGGCUUGGUGGGCUGUGUCUCCCACCUCACGCUUUCAACUGACUACCACAUUGCGCUGGUGGAGGACGCAGCUGAUGGGAAGAACAUCAACACGUGUGGGGCCAAGUGACAAGAGAGGAGCCCCAGUGCUGAGGACCCGUCCUGUGCUUGUGUGUGUGGCUGAAUGCCACAGCCCUCUACAACUGGCCCACCUUUGUCUUCUGGGAAAGUAACAGAGACAAAUGGAUCUCCUUUGACUCAAAAGGAAAAAAAAAAACCAAAAACCAAAACCAUUUUCCCCUUUCCUUUCUUCUCCUUUCCUGACCAAACCAAACCAAGUAUUUUGUAUAGGAACCGUCCCCUAUACCUGUUAAGUGUUUUGUGAGCACUAAAGGCUGUGCAUUGGUGCAAAGAGAAAAAAAAUGCGUGAUGUUACGGGUAGCUCAAUGACUUGUCUUGUGGUCCUUAGCUUAUCUUUUGUAAUGUCAGAGAAAGUAGUCUUGAAAGACCCACCCUGCAGUGGUACAGUGACUCUGCUGUUCAGCAAGUACACCAUCAGGCAGUGUAUCUAUGCAUUCAAAUGCAUGUUCCAGAACAAACAGUUCUCCUUAGCGCUCUCUGAUUUAGCUAAAUUAUGUUUCAUUCUGUGUAAACAACAGCUACAAUGACUGGUGUCAAAAUAUUGCUGUUUGUUGAGGAGGAAAGUUCCUAAAGUCUACUUUUUUAUUACAAGCAACAAAAGCAAUGAACCAAUUUUGUAGACGUAAUUUUAUACUUGUUUAUUUUUAUAGCAGCAGCAGACUUGCUUAGAUGGCAUAACUUUAAACUAUAUACUAUAUACAAUUAGGUCUUUGCACACUUUCCUAAAAAUAGCAGUGACCUGUGGUUUAAAUUUGAUAUAUGAGAGACUUAAUGUCUGUAUCACAGUUUACUUGGGGAUAUAUGUGAGUUAUGACCAGUUUUAAGUCUGACUCUUUUUUUUUUGUAAAUUUUGACAGUUUAAAAUCAUACAUUAUGAAGCUUUCCUGUCUUAAACAGAUUAAAAGAUUAGGAAAAAAAAAGAGCUAAUGCUUGCUACUGUGGUGUUAUAAAUCACUUUUUUUUCUUCUGAAAAUGAGAAAAGGGAUGUGCAAGAGACCUUGGUGGGUCACAGUCCUCUUAAAUAAAAUGUUUUCUAGGCACUGGACCAAUAGUUAUGCAACCUUGAUUGCCAAAAUCUAAUUUAAGCAGGCAAACAGAGUACUGUCAAGACACAGAGGAAAUGGUCCAGAAAUUCAUAGUUUGGAGAUUUUUUUUCUUCCUUAACUCUUUGUUUGAAGUAGAUCAGUAACCCAUCAGGGGAGACUCAAUGUGCAGUGAAGUUCUCUGUGACUUGUCACAUGCUGGCAGUGGGAGAAGCACAGACCUCCUCAGGGACAAAUGUCUCUGAGUUAAAAGGACUUGAUAUGUAAAAGUGGCCACCGGGAACUUUCUAUUGCAUUUUUUUGCCUGUGCCUAGGUUGGUCCCAGCAUCCUGGGAAUUAGAAUACAUUCCCAAGAGUCAUCCUGUCUGCAGCUGACUGUGAGAAGUUGCAGGCUCAAGUGGAAAAGAAUAACAGUUGGUACUAGAUAAUGGUACAUACCAAGGAGACCCCUGCUUUUUUCAUGCAUGCUCAAAGGCACACCCUGAGUUCUUAGAUGAAAGGUUGUGUGCUCCUUGUAGAUACGACAGCAGUGUUCAGAUACAGGCACUUGUUAGAAAUGGAAAGAAACAAAAAAACUCCAUGGUGGUACCAGUAUGUAACUUGCACCUGUGCUCUCCCCCCUGUUCGAAUCACACAAAAUUGUCCAUAGAAGAUUGUCUCUCCUUCCCAGAGAAGUAGAGUUUUGAUUUGUCAUGGGGGACCCCAUGGGGAGAGAGAAACCUGUGCAUGGUUGAGAAAAAUUGGAAUAAAGUAUGUCUGAUAAAAAUGUGGCUUUAAAAUGAAAGUAAAUAGAAUUUGAUGCCAUAGGAUGAAAAUGGGAAAUGUGCAAAAAGAGUAAGAACUAAAACUUCUGGAGACCGGAGAUCUUGCUGGCUUCUCACUGUGGCUGCUCUUCAUGAAGCCCCUGGCUGCCUGGGAGAGAAGAUUUGUGUUUUAUGAGCUUGAGGGGUUUCCCAGAUGGUAGGGACCUGUGCUGGCCUGUCACAGGGCAGGAGAUCUGUCUGGCUGUACCCUGAGUCCUGCAGACCUGCUGUGCUGGGGGAUGAUGGGGGAUCGCACUAAUCCAGAAGUGGCAUUGGCAUCCACUCUGUCACAUGUGCCUCACCUUUCUUGUCCAUUCAUUUCAGUCACAGGGUUGGUAGAGCAGCUCCAAGACAAACAUCUGGUGGUAGAGGUCUCUAUUUUAAGAUAAUUUACAGCAGAAUAGUGGGCAUUUUGAUAUAAGGCAAUACAUCUUCAGAACAAAAGCUGCUCUUUGAAACGCAGGAUGAGGAAGGUAGUGGGUAGGAAAUACCUCUGUUGUGGAAAAAGAAGCACAACAAACAGCAGCUUCCCAAAUGCCUGUUUCCAACAGCGUGUCACCACGGGGGAGUUCAGAGCAGGCAGCAUCACCCUGCUGCGCCGGAGACAGCAUGAGUGGCACAGCUGCG
Colius striatus (speckled mousebird) is the source of this 6102-nucleotide messenger RNA. RefSeq names its product EGF like, fibronectin type III and laminin G domains (gene EGFLAM). Gene Ontology annotation, molecular function: protein binding; calcium ion binding. The coding region runs from base 514 to 3618 and encodes 1034 amino acids. The record is from RefSeq and is a predicted model, not a curated record. NCBI's taxonomy places the organism in Eukaryota, Metazoa, Chordata, Aves, Coliiformes, Coliidae. The transcript is spliced from 23 exons.